UUGCAUUUUUCCCUUUUUAAGGUGGAGUGAUACGUGGUUCAUAUGUGCCACGUUCUGUUUCUCAUUCAACCAUUGAUGGACACUUGGGUAACUUUCACCUUUUGGCUGUUGUGAAUAAUGCUGCUAGGAACAUGGUUGUGCACAUAGCUCUUUAAGACCCUGCUUUCAGUUCUUCUGGCAGUAGAUCUUCAUGGAGGAACACGGAGUGACCCAAACUGAACACAUGGCUACCAUAGAAGCCCAUGCAGUGGCCCAGCAAGUCCAGCAGGUCCAUGUAGCCACUUACACUGAGCACAGUAUGCUGAGUGCUGAUGAAGACUCUCCUUCCUCCCCUGAGGACACUUCUUACGAUGACUCGGAUAUCCUCAACUCCACGGCAGCUGAUGAGGUAACGGCCCAUCUGGCCGCUGCAGUGCUGGGGAUCAAACCCAGGGCCUCGCAUAUACUAGGUCCUGUGGGAAUGGCUGCUGCUGCUGCUGUGGCAACAGGAAAAAAACGGAAACGGCCUCAUGUGUUUGAGUCUAAUCCGUCUAUCCGGAAGAGACAGCAGACACGUUUGCUUCGGAAACUCAGAGCCACAUUAGAUGAAUAUACUACUCGAGUGGGACAGCAAGCUAUUGUUCUCUGUAUCUCACCCUCCAAACCCAACCCCGUCUUUAAAGUGUUUGGUGCAGCACCUUUGGAGAAUGUGGUGCGAAAGUACAAGAGCAUGAUCCUGGAAGAUCUGGAGUCUGCUCUGGCAGAACACGCCCCUGCGCCACAGGAGGUUAAUUCAGAACUGCCACCUCUCACAAUCGAUGGGAUUCCAGUCUCUGUGGACAAAAUGACCCAGGCUCAGCUUCGGGCAUUUAUCCCAGAGAUGCUCAAGUACUCCACAGGUCGGGGGAAACCAGGCUGGGGAAAAGAAAGCUGCAAGCCUAUCUGGUGGCCAGAAGACAUCCCAUGGGCCAACGUCCGCAGUGAUGUCCGCACAGAAGAGCAGAAGCAGAGGGUUUCAUGGACCCAAGCAUUACGGACCAUAGUUAAAAACUGUUACAAGCAGCAUGGGCGGGAGGACCUUCUCUAUGCUUUUGAAGAUCAGCAAACACAAGCGCAGGCCACCACCACGCACAGCAUAGCCCAUCUGGUACCAUCUCAGACCGUAGUACAGACCUUCAGCAACCCUGAUGGGACCGUGUCACUCAUCCAGGUUGGUACGGGGGCAACAGUGGCCACAUUGGCUGAUGCUUCAGAACUGCCAACCACAGUCACAGUUGCCCAAGUGAAUUACUCUGCUGUGGCUGAUGGAGAGGUGGAACAAAACUGGGCCACGUUACAGGGAGGUGAAAUGACCAUCCAGACAACGCAAGCAUCAGAGGCCACCCAGGCGGUAGCGUCACUGGCAGAAGCCGCAGUGGCAGCUUCUCAAGAGAUGCAGCAAGGAGCCACUGUCACUAUGGCCCUCAACAGUGAAGCUGCCGCCCAUGCUGUCGCCACACUGGCUGAAGCCACCUUACAAGGCGGGGGACAGAUAGUCCUGUCUGGGGAGACCGCAGCAGCUGUUGGAGCACUUACUGGAGUCCAAGAUGCUAAUGGCCUGGUCCAAAUCCCUGUGAGCAUGUACCAGACUGUGGUAACCAGCCUCGCCCAGGGCAACGGGCCAGUGCAGGUGGCCAUGGCCCCAGUGACUACCAGGAUAUCGGACAGCGCAGUCACCAUGGACGGCCAGGCUGUGGAGGUGGUGACAUUGGAACAGUGACACGGAGCUCUAUCAUGGCAUCAUUUUCUAGUCUACUUCAAUUUUUUUUACAUGUUUGCAGAGGUGCAAUCAAAUGGAAUUAAGUCUCUCGACUUGGGAAGACAAGUUUUAGUAACCCUUUUUUUAAGAAGGAAGAAAGACAGCAGAUUUUGGAAUGACAUUUUUUUAAGAAGCACCACUUCUGGGAUCUUGUGGAGUGAGAAACGACACCGACUUCACUGUCCCAAAAAGCCAAAUUGUGGCCGGACGUCUUUUUGUGGAAAUGUGUGUAUACUUACAUGUGUGUAUGUGUGAGUGUGAGUAUAUGUAUAUGUGUACAUAUGGACAUACACAUUUACAUAUAUGUAUAAAGUAUAUAUGUACAUACAUAUAUAUGUAUGAAACCCGCAUGGAAUAUCUGUAUGAAAUCGAGGUGAACUGUGGAAACAAUAACCCACCCAGUUUAGUGGGUGGUAGGUACAUGGCCAGACACAGUCACCUGGUUUUCGUUCAUAGCAGGGUCAUGCAUUGAGCUACUGACAAACUCAGGCAGAGGUGACCACUUCCUUCACCAAAGCUGCCUCCCAGUGGCCACCUAGAAGUCUCUGCUAGAUACGCCGAGGGAAGGAAGAUCCAGGACACAGUGCCGUCCAGAAAGUGCAUACAAUGUCCAGUCACCGCGUGCUUUGCCAGCCAAGACACUCUUCAGGCUGGCCCAGGUGCUGACCUUGCCACAGGCAGGUAAAUGCCCUGCAGGCUCCUGGCAGAGGCAAGAAAUCUUCCCUCGGCCUCCCAUCUCCUCCCUUCCCAGGAAUCCUCAGUCUCAUGACUAUUAAAGAUUUGCUCUGGCUGUGAGGCCAGCCCUGUUAGGAACUGAAGGUAACAGAAAUGUUAAGGGUCUGAGGAAUGCUUAAGGAGCAGGCUGGUGUGAAUGCAGGGCUGUGUGUGCAGGUGCGUGUG
Molecule: messenger RNA, 2677 nt
Organism: Acomys russatus (golden spiny mouse)
Lineage: Eukaryota; Metazoa; Chordata; Mammalia; Rodentia; Muridae
Gene: Nrf1
Product: nuclear respiratory factor 1
Exons: 12
Coding region: 191-1738 (515 amino acids)
Biological process (GO): regulation of transcription by RNA polymerase II
Cellular component (GO): nucleus
Molecular function (GO): DNA-binding transcription factor activity, RNA polymerase II-specific; RNA polymerase II cis-regulatory region sequence-specific DNA binding
Source: RefSeq, a predicted model, not a curated record